Molecule: messenger RNA, 2714 nt
Organism: Hyalella azteca
Lineage: Eukaryota; Metazoa; Arthropoda; Malacostraca; Amphipoda; Hyalellidae
Product: pollen-specific leucine-rich repeat extensin-like protein 3
Exons: 2
Coding region: 34-2322 (762 amino acids)
Source: RefSeq, a predicted model, not a curated record
GUGGUUGACUUCUUGUCUAGUGAACACCGCAAGAUGAGGGUCCCGCUGUUGGUGCUGGGAGCAGUACUGCUGUGUGCAGCGGUUGUGCUCGGACAAGAGACCUCAAGAGGACGCGGAAGACUCAGGGAGCUGGUCCAGAAGGCACGCGCCGGCGAUGCAGAAGCUCAGGCUUUGCUGGCUUCCCGACGCAAGAAGGUUGUUGGGACUGAGAGACCAGCUCAAGGAGGAGGAGUGAGAGAACGUGAACAAGCCACCGUCGCUGCAAUUCUAGGGGGAGUUGCAACAGCCCCUGCACCAGAAGCAACAGAGCAACCAAGCAGAACCCAAGGACUUCUGGCAAGGACCCGACAGAGGGGAGAAUCUCUUUCAGCACAAUCAUCCAGGAACAGAGGAGGUUCUCGGGCUCAACAGGCUGAAGUUACAACAUUCAGACCAAAGGCCCCGCCUCUGCCAACGACAACACCUGCUCCUCCUAUAACUGAGGCAGAAACUCAACUGCCCUUCGAAGAGGACACUUUCGCUGAUACGGAAAUAAAUCUUGAGGCAGGUAACACUGUAGAUCUAACACCUACUAAUGUAAUCCCUUCCAUGUUCCAGCCUGCCCAAUUCGGUCCAGGUGGUAGAGGAGUGCAAGCUGGAUCAGAAUCUAUCAUACGAGCCCCAAGACCUGUGGCUCGAGAGCAGACGACUCAACCCAGAACUCGUCAGCCUCAUAGAGCAAUCCAGAGAGGAUUGGAAACAGGAUCUAGAUCUGAAUUCAUUAAUCUCGUAGAACCAGCAGCAGAAAACGAGGAACCAAGAGCCCCACCGAUUCAAACUACUCGCCGCUACUCCUACUUUGACGAAGCUGGAAACUAUAUUUUCGGAUACGAAGCUGAAGAUGGCUCGUUCAAAGAAGAAAUUAGAGGCAAAGACUGUAUUGUCAACGGAAAGUAUGGUUACGUAGAUCCUGAUGGUAUCCGGAGAGAAUUUACGUACGUCUCUGGUAACAAAUGUGAUCCCAACAAUCCUGAAAGUGAUCUUCUGCCAGAUGGAACUAGAAUUCCGUCUGGUGAUCAGUUCCUUCACCAAACUCAAGAACAAGCUUUGACAGACGUUGAGCUUUCAGCUUUAGCAUUCAACCGAAGACGCCGACCUGUUCAACAAUCUUCAACCAUUGAUGCGUCGCAGCAACGUCAUUCUUCUCGCCCACAAGUAUCACGCCCGAGGACAAGACCUGCUCCACAACCUGAACGGUUCGCCCCUCAACCUGAACGGUUCACACCUCAACCUGAACGGUUCGCACCUCAACCUGAACAGUUCGCUCCUGAACCUGAACAGUUUAGUCCCCAGUUUGCAGAAACCUCUGAGCCUCGGCUUCCAGAACCAGAGCAAGCAGUAGAUCUAACACCCACUAAGGUUGUGCCCUCUAUGUUCCAGCCAGCACAGUUUGGUUCGGAUGGUAGAGGAGUGGCCCCAGCACAAGAUAGGUUCCCUGUUCCUGAUUUCCUCAGUUCUUCAUCGAGGUCUGGUUCUUCACAAAAGAGAAAAGAAUCAAGGUCACGUCAGCCUCAGCAGCCUGAAAGCCGGCAUGAAGAGCGCCAGCAAGAGAGACCGAGACAGGAGCAGCCUGCAGCAGCCUCUCCCGUUGACCUGACACCGACGAACGUAAUUCCUUCAUUGUUCCGGCCAGCUCAAUUCGGUCCAGGAGGACGUGGUGUCCAGCCAACCGAUGCCGUCACAAGACCUCCAGUCAACUUUAACUUCGACCAGGAAUUUAGAAGCGUAUUUUCUCACUUUGAUCGUCAGGGAUCUUCCAACUUCAAUCCAAAGCCGACUCCUCGUCCAACCCCACCACCGACGACCCCACGACCUAUACCUCCACCAACUCCGCGUCCUGCUCCUUCCCCUGCACCAACAUCCGGACCCAGAGAAAUCCCAUCUCUAUUUAGGCCAGCCCAAUUCAGUUCUGUAACCUCCGCACCUGCUCCUUCUAGACCAAGAAUCGAAGACAAUUCUCUCACCUUGUCUGCAACUCCUCAGACCGGCGCUCAACAGCUUGUGUUCGAUGCCUCGACCGGAACAUUCAAAACAGUUCAUCUUCAAUCGACGAACAAUCACUUCGUAGCACCCGUUCCUACCCAGCCUCCUCGACCUCCAACUCAACCACCGCCACCUCCUCCCACUACACCUCGACCACCUCCUCCUCAGACAUCCUUCUCCCAAGGGGGACGAGCCUUGCCAAUUUUCGAAGAAUCGAACUUCAGAAACCCUCUGCCUCCGAUCCCAACUUCUGCAGCCGAAUUCGAUCGAUUCUUUGCUCAGUUCCCGACAGCCGGCUGAGUAACGAAAUAAUUUUCACCAUAAUGUAAGUUACGUUUUAUUUUUAGUUAUUAAGCUUCAGUGAAGUGAUCGACGUUCAACAUUGCCAUAUUGCUUCUGAGUUCAUAGAGAGUAAGGAAUUGCGAAAAUCAAUCCUGUUUAUGUGAAUUAUUUCUAGAAUGAGAAGCCUAUAGAAAAUAGUUAUUGAUCAUGCGCUUAUUUAUUUGCAGUGUGCGUCAAUUUUGAUGAAUUUGUUUAGUUAAAUUUAGAGUAUCAAAUAUCCAUCUGGGAUCGAAAGCUCAAAUAUUAUUCUGGUUUAAUUUACAAAUCUCUACCAAAGAAAGACAAUCUAUCCAAGUACAGAGUGCAGCAUGCGUUAACUUCAACGAGUUGAAUAAAUCUUUGUUACUCGA